AUGUCUACUGCACCUGGUGCACAAGGCUUCCCUUUCUGGGCAGUGAUCUCUGAAUCCAGAAGGAUAAUCAGAGCCCACAACCGCCAUUUCUUUGCGCUUUCACUUCUCUUUCUCUUUCCCUUGUGUUUAUCCAGCGUUAUCUACCUAGCCCUCUACGCCGCCCUUUCCCACCAUGAUGGCUUCUACUCCCAACCCAUCCUUCUCCCCCUCCUCUUCAACCUCUUUAGUCUCUUCUUCACCCUUUGCGCCUUGGGCACUAUCACCUACAGCACUUUCAACGCCUUCAACGGUAGACCCUUGACGCUUGCUUCUUCGAUCAAGUCCCUGUUGCACACUUUCUUGCCUCUACUUUCAACCCAAUUUGUGUAUCUAACAAUUGUGUUUUGCCUCGCUAUGGUUUUCGGGGUUUUGGCGGCGCUUCUGUUAACCGGGCUUCAAAUUUUGGGUGUUGUCGAAGUGAAUUUCGACAGGUUGUCGAUUAGUUUUAAGGUUUUGGCAAUUAUGUUGGUGCUGCUGCUUGUAUCCAUCGUUUUAUGGCUACAGGUUAAGUGGUGCCUAGCGUAUGUGGUUGUGGUGGAGGAAUCAAAAUGGGGGUUUGAAGCCUUGAGGAGAAGUGGGCAGUUAAUGAAGAAGGGGAUGAGAGGAGUAGCAUUGUGUGUAUCGCUAUAUUUCGUCAUUCCCAGCUUGAUUAUGACUUAUCUGAUGAUGAUGGUGGUUGUGGGUGCGUCUAGUGGGCAUUGGAGCUGGACCCUUGUUUUUCAGGCAGUGUUGUAUACAGUUUUUGAGACUCAACUCAUGCUUCAUGCUUUUGCUGCAAACGUGGUUCUGUAUAUCUACUGCAAGGCCUUGGCAGAGGGGGAUUUUGGUAGCAACUAUGUGUGCUUACCUUUUGACGAUGCUCACAAGGUUUCUGAGGUUGUUUAA
This is a messenger RNA of Ipomoea triloba (trilobed morning glory), 924 nucleotides long. RefSeq lists its product as uncharacterized. Lineage: Eukaryota; Viridiplantae; Streptophyta; Magnoliopsida; Solanales; Convolvulaceae. The coding region runs from base 1 to 924 and encodes 307 amino acids. The record is from RefSeq and is a predicted model, not a curated record. The transcript has a single exon.